Messenger RNA from Hemibagrus wyckioides, 1832 nucleotides. It is a transcript of the gene rnd2, whose product is annotated as Rho family GTPase 2. The coding region runs from base 286 to 999 and encodes 237 amino acids. Gene Ontology annotation, biological process: small GTPase-mediated signal transduction. The transcript has 5 exons. NCBI's taxonomy places the organism in Eukaryota, Metazoa, Chordata, Actinopteri, Siluriformes, Bagridae. Gene Ontology annotation, molecular function: GTP binding; GTPase activity. The record is from RefSeq and is a predicted model, not a curated record.
CGCUCGACUGAAUGCUGAAGAGGUUACAGGGAGCGUGGCGUCACUGUGGGAACCAAGAGGCUGAUCUACUCUCAGAGGAGGUUCAAGGAGUCGUAGUUCAGUCUCUCUCUCCGUCUCUCAGAAGGCACCACUCUGCUUUGAGCUCCACAAACGGACACUGUACUUUUUUUUUUUGCCCCGGUUUCUCCCGCACCGCCGGGCAGUCUGGCCGUCAGCAGCGCAUGGUGUUCGGUACUGCGGCUGUGCGCGCGCGGCUCUGACGGGGACGCUCUCACCGGUGCGCUGAUGGAGGGACAGGGACAGGGGCAGGGGCAGAUCAGUCGCUGUAAGAUCGUGGUGGUCGGGGACACUCAGUGCGGCAAAACGGCACUGCUGCACGUGUUCGCCAAAGACAGCUAUCCUGAGAACUAUGUGCCCACGGUGUUUGAAAACUACACUGCAAGCUUUGAGAUCGACAAACACCGAAUUGAGCUGAACAUGUGGGACACGUCAGGCUCUUCUUACUAUGAUAACGUGCGGCCGCUGGCGUACCCAGACUCUGAUGCGGUGCUCGUUUGUUUCGACAUCAGCAGGCCCGAGACUCUGGACAGUGUUACAAAGAAGUGGCAGGCUGAAGCUCAGGAGUACUGUCCCAAUGCUAAGCUAGUGCUAGUGGGCUGUAAGCUCGACAUGAGGACGGACGUCAGCACCUUACGAGAACUGUCCAAACAGCGGCUCAUACCUGUCACACACGAACAGGGCAGUCUGAGGGCACGGGAACUCGGUGCUGUGGCAUACGUCGAGUGUUCAUCACGCAUGUGCGUAAACAGCGUGCGAGAUGUCUUUCACAUCACCACUCUCGCCUCCGUCAGGCGUCCCGGCCUCAAACGCAGCUCCUCUCGCCGCACCCUCAAGCGUAUAUCCCAUCAGCCUCUGCUGCCAAUCAACUCCCGCACCACACCCCUCGAACCCUCCCCUACACUCAGGAAGGACAGAGCCAAGAGCUGCAACGUCAUGUAGAACAAAAUGCAGCAAACCCACAAACAAAUAAACACAGCUGUGCCCUGUCCUUCUAAACUGGAUUUCUCACAGCUGUGGUCUAUUAUGAAAUUACUAUUCUAUGCUUUUACGCUGUAAAAAAAAUGCGCUAAAGAUUGCCACAGAGGACUACUUAUUGACCAUGAAGUUGUCGUUUAUUAUUUUGUCACUGAAAGGGAAAAAGAAUAGAGAUUUUAUGGGAUUAUAUGUGUGAGCAGGUUUUUAUUCACAUCUUUGUUUGAAACUACUUGUGUUUUUAAUUCAGUGGUAUAGUCUCACAGAUGUCACAAUGUCAUACACAGAGUUAACUCACACACUUUGAAUCACUACAAUCCUCAGUAACUCUGUUAUUCACCUCAGUAACUCUAAUGGGAAUUGGCUGUCACAGGUGAUAGCGCUUCACUCUUAGGGAAUUAUGCACUCCAGAAAACGACACUGGGUCAGAAUGCCAAAAAGGUCAUUUUAUUUCUGCACUUGAAGCCACAUGAUGAAGGACCUGAGGAGAACUGGCUGACAAAGUGAGAUAGACGUGUAAUCACAGAACUACUGAUGCCUGGAGCAGCCCUGGAGCCUAAUCAUGCCUUGAGAUUAACUCACUGACUCGUUACAGACUCUAAAAUGGACAAUGCAGUUCAAGCCUUUCAAGUUAUAAGGCCACACAAGCAUUAAAAGUUACAUAGCCACCAUGACUUUUUAUUCAUCCUGUCCUAAACCUCUUUAUGAUUUUGCUUAAGACAUAUUUAAGAUGAGCUCACACUAAUUGUAUAUUUCUGCCCACAAUAAACUCUCAAGGGAGAGGAAAAAGUCAAGAAAAA